Acanthosepion pharaonis is the source of this 501-nucleotide messenger RNA. The record is from the annotation of a GenBank genome assembly. NCBI's taxonomy places the organism in Eukaryota, Metazoa, Mollusca, Cephalopoda, Sepiida, Sepiidae.
AUGUUCUUAUCUAUCUAUGUAUCUGGCUGUGCUAGCUCACAUCUAUCUAUCUAUCUAUCUAUCUAUCUAUCUAUCUUCAUCUAUUUUCAUGUAUCUAUCUAUAUUUCUACUUAUCUAUCUAUCUAUGUCUAUUCUGAUCUAGCUAUCUAUCUUUGUACAUAUCAGUAUACAUUAUAUCAUUGUACUUACCGAUUUAUCUAUCUCUAUCAUUGUUGGCUGAGUAUGCUCACAUCUAUCUAUCUAUCUAUCUAUCUGACUGAGUAUCUAUCUAUCUAUCUAUCUAUCUAUCUAUCUAUCUAUGACUUAUCUAUCCAGCCAUUUAUGUUCUUUUCUUUUUAUCUAUCUAUGUAUGUACUUAUCUAUCUAUUUAUCUAUCUGUCUAUGCCAUCUCUGCGUUCCGAAUUCACAGUUUUCCUCAUUAUUCAGCUAAAUUCUUCAGGCCCUUUCUUUUCUUUGUCUAGCCGGUUCCUUUAUUUUUAUUUCCUUCCUUCUUACACUUAA